Messenger RNA from Oxyura jamaicensis (ruddy duck), 1842 nucleotides. It is a transcript of the gene SVIP, whose product is annotated as small VCP interacting protein. Gene Ontology annotation, biological process: positive regulation of autophagy; negative regulation of retrograde protein transport, ER to cytosol; negative regulation of VCP-NPL4-UFD1 AAA ATPase complex assembly. The coding region runs from base 120 to 362 and encodes 80 amino acids. The transcript has 4 exons. Gene Ontology annotation, cellular component: endoplasmic reticulum membrane. The record is from RefSeq and is a predicted model, not a curated record. NCBI's taxonomy places the organism in Eukaryota, Metazoa, Chordata, Aves, Anseriformes, Anatidae.
CCGAGGCGGGGCGGGCCCUGCCCGAGCACGGCGGCGGGCGGAGGCCGCAGGCGGGGCCGCCACCGCCUCCUCCUCUUCCUUCCCGGCCGCCGCCAGCCGUGCCGGCGGUGGGCCCCGCCAUGGGGCUGUGCCUGCCCUGCAUGGGGGGCGCCGUCAAGGACGUGGUGGAGACGCCCGACCCGGAAAUAAAAAGAAGACAACUAGCAGAAGCCGCUGAGAAGAGGCAGAUGGAGGCUUCCUCUCGAGGUAUUAAGAACACUUAUUCCUUAGAGCAAAAGAAAAAGAAACAGGAAGAAAUAGAAAAAAGAAUUGCAGCUUCAGGUUCUGGAGGAGAAGGAGGACUGAGAUGGCAGGUUGGAUAAAGAAGUAUGACUUCUGGAGAGAAGACUGAUGUUUACUGCCAAUAACUUGCCAGUUUCUGCAGCCGAGUGGCACUUACUCAUCAUGUGGCUUUUGCUGUUUGCGUAUGAAGACUCAGCAGUACUUUGCCAGUGCAGGAGGGCAGAUGUGGAAUUGUGUAGUAAGAAAGUUAAGAGCUCAAGCCUCUGAACACUAGGUUUUGGCCAACUUUUGUUUUAUGUGCAUGUUCUAUUGGCUCCCUGUCAAGGGAGCGAGAUGGGUUUUCUCACGUAGAAGCGAUGUCUUGACCCUGUAGUCAGUCUGUGUGUAUGUUACCUGGUCAGUUGGUACAUCUAUGUUUAUGGCCAGCUUAGGCAGAGUUCACAUGCCCAUGUGAUGUUUAACACUUACUUUGAGCUCUACAGUUAAACUUUUCUCCAACUCCUUAUGUAGAAUGGAGUUCAUAACUAUGUAUUUGAAUAUGUACGUUACCACAUUUCUUUUCAGUUUCCUAAUAACUUGUGAACUGCUUAAGGAUUUAGUGCCUUUAAAAGAAAAAACAAACAACUAAAGCAGACUCGAUAGGCCCGUAGAGACUGAAGCUUUUUGACACUGCGUAGAAAACCUUUAUAAGCCCUGUAUACUUACUGCAAGAAAGUUGUUUUAUUGUGAGUCUAACAAUUGUUCUCCUCACUUUCAGAUGUGAAUUUCUUUUCCAUAUUUAAGUAUUUAUAAAGAAUACUGGAACAUAAACACUAAAUGAAAAAUAACAUUUAUUCAUUGUUUUGUUGUUUUUUCUUUUUAAACACAAGAGGGCAGUGCUGCACUUCAGAUAAUUUUGAAAAACAAAAAGCAAAAGAUCCAUUAUGUCAUCUCUUGGCCAGUUCAUUUGCUGAAACUUCUGUACUAUCUGGGUGGGUUUGUUACACUGCACUAACGUUGGCCGAAUGCCUGAAGCUCUGUCGCUUUUCUUCUGUAUUCAGGAAUGUCUGAAAUUCCCUUCCCGAAUGUGAAACUGCCUUGGAUUAUUUAGAGCUACCUAAACUAUGGUAUAACUAGUGACCUCAAGCCCCUGUUUUGACUGACAAGGAAAGCUUGUUGCAGCAUGAUCAACAUUAAGAACCUGGCUCCUCUUUUCCCUGAAAAGCAUUAGCUUUGGCUCAGCAUGUCAUUGACCCCAUUUUGACCUAUAUUGGCUUUUCAUCUUCCCUGAACUAAAUACUUGUUUUACCUUUCCAAAUAGUGUCUCACAUUGUCUUAGGAGCUCAGUCCUGACGCAGGGAGUUUCCUGGCUUAACCUUUGUAAUUGAGUCAAGAAGGGAGACCUUACAAUAUUAAUAUGAUAUUGUUAGGGCUAAGAAGUUGCGUCCUUGGCAGAUGAUGAAUACAUGUAGUUUCCUUUGAUUGUUUGCACUUGUUCUCUUCACUGUAUUUAAAAAACAUUACUAUGACCAAUUAAUUCUAAUGAAAAUGCACUGUAAUGUAAUAAAGUAUAUUAAACAA